AUGAAGCUCGCUUUGGUGCUUGUGGCCUCGCGACGGCAGCGCCUGCGUCGAAUCAUGUAUGCACUACAAAUCCUCAGACAGUUGAAAGAGCGAAACAUCAUUAAGUCAGUUGCACUCGUCGAAUCCCAGGAGAUGAGACAAUGGUACACCAUGUACAAUGACCAACUUUCUCAGUCAUUUGUAGCGACUGUGUCGGUAACACCUAAUGCGUUCGAUCACAUCUUCCAUUACUUUAAGCACGAGUAUGUUGUGCUCUCACGACCUGGUAAGAAUGGUCACCCUCCUCGCAUACCAAAGAAGCACGCGGUACUAGCGAUGCUACUGCACUUUUACACAGCCAAAAGGCAAUACCUCUUGGACGUGGUCGAGCAAGAGAUCAAUCGACGCCGCACACCAACGCUUGCUUUCGAUAUGGGCUCUUUGGAAGUCGAAACGGGACAUCCACGAACGUUG
Molecule: messenger RNA, 453 nt
Organism: Aphanomyces astaci
Lineage: Eukaryota; Oomycota; Saprolegniomycetes; Saprolegniales; Verrucalvaceae
Exons: 1
Source: RefSeq, a predicted model, not a curated record